Scleropages formosus (Asian bonytongue) is the source of this 1962-nucleotide messenger RNA. It is a transcript of the gene riok1, whose product is annotated as RIO kinase 1 (yeast). NCBI's taxonomy places the organism in Eukaryota, Metazoa, Chordata, Actinopteri, Osteoglossiformes, Osteoglossidae. Gene Ontology annotation, molecular function: protein serine/threonine kinase activity; ATP binding. The transcript has 17 exons. Bases 106 to 1767 code for a protein of 553 amino acids. The record is from RefSeq and is a predicted model, not a curated record.
UCUGCCGGCGUGAGCGAAGCGCCUCGUGCGUCUCCUGGCCUUCAGUCGCAUUCGAGUCGUUUUCAGUGUCGCCAGUUUUACCAGUUUGUUCAUAAAUUCAUCGUCAUGUCUGGAAACGAGAUUGUCCCCGGACAGUUCGACGAUGCAGAGGAAGAGGACAGAGACGAGACUGGAUUGGUACUGGCGGCGUUGGAGUCACUAAUUGGCAAAGUGGACUUGACCGUGCCGGAUGGAAGAUGUAGGUACUCCAGUGAAGACGACGAAGAUGUGGAUGAAGAUGAUGAGUGGGAUUGGAAUGAGUCCGGAGGAGAUUUUACCAAACGCUACACAGCCGUCCGGUCCGGAACCAGUCAGCAGUCAAAUAGACAGAAUCCUAGCGGCAAAAGUCUGAAGAUGUCAACCCCCACUGACAAGGCACUAAGAAAGUUUGAACACAAAAUUAAUCUAGACAAACUCAAUUACGCCGAUUCUGUUAUCAACAAAGUGACCGAGAUGCAGAGACAAAGAGAUGCAGACACGCAUCGAGUUAAAGACAAAUCGGACAGAGCUACAGUCGAACAGGUCUUGGACCCAAGAACUCGAAUGAUUCUCUUCAAGAUGCUGAGCAGAGGAGUUAUAUCUGAGAUCAAUGGCUGUAUCAGCACAGGCAAAGAGGCAAAUGUUUACCAUGCAACCACCCCCUACGGAGAGAGCAGAGCCAUUAAGAUCUACAAAACCUCCAUCCUGCUGUUUAAAGACCGAGACAAAUAUGUCAGUGGGGAGUUCAGAUUCCGCCAUGGGUACUGCAAAGGAAAUCCCAGGAAGAUGGUGCGCACCUGGGCAGAGAAGGAGAUGCGAAACUUGAUCAGGCUGCAAACUGCGCAGAUCCCCAGCCCAGAGCCCAUCAUGCUGCGCAGCCACGUCCUCGUCAUGGGCUUCAUCGGCAAGAAUGAAACACCAGCUCCUCUCUUGAAGAACACACCUCUCUCAGAGUCCAAGGCCCGGGAACUAUACCUGCAGGUCAUCCAGAACAUGAGGAGGAUGUAUCAGGAGGCACGGCUGGUGCAUGCAGACCUCAGCGAGUUCAAUAUGCUUUAUCACAACGGUGACGCCUACAUCAUCGAUGUGUCGCAGUCUGUGGAGCACGACCACCCUCACGCUCUCGAGUUCCUACGAAAGGACUGCAGUAACAUUAACGAUUUCUUCCUGAAGCAUAAGGUGGCAGUGAUGACUGUUCGGGAGCUGUUUGAGUUUGUCACCGACCCCUCCAUCACCAGUGACAACAUUGACAGCUACAUGGAAAAGGCAAUGCAGAUCGCAGCUGACAGAACAGUGGAGGAGAGAUCCAAUCAGGACAAGGUGGAUGAGGAGGUUUUCAAAAAAGCCUACAUUCCCCGCACACUGACAGAGGUGAGCAACUAUGAGCGGGAUGUGGAAGAUAUGAUGAAGAUGAGGGAGGAGGAGUCUUCGCUCAACGUCCAGAAUGACAACAUCCUGUACCAGACGGUGACGGGGCUGCGGAAGGACCUAUCUGGAGUGCAGACGGUGCCUUCUCUCCUGGAGGACUCCAGCAAGGAUGGGAGCUCCAGUUCGGAGGAAGAUGACAGUGAAGGAUCUGGGACGGAGGAGUCGACCCCCAGGAGGGAGAAGAACGAGGAGCCACAGAUGGACAGGAAGGAAAGAAAGAAACUCACAAAGGAGGCCCAGAGAGAGAAGAGGAGAAACAAGACGCCGAAGCAUGUAAAGAAGCGCAAAGAGAAGGUGGCCAAAAUGAAGAAGGGCCGAUAGUGGCACAUCAAGCCAAAGUGUGCCUGGGAUCACAGUGUUAAGACUGCGUCAAGACCACCUAUGUAGACUGUGUGGGUCACCUUUUCUCACUUCAUGGACUGGUAUAAGUAACAGUAAAUACAUGUAAUAAAAGUAUUUGUAAAUGCCUAUAAAACAAACCCAAAAAUUUAACCUGGAGUUACAUUCCUUUCUCAU